This is a messenger RNA of Nelumbo nucifera (sacred lotus), 829 nucleotides long. Its product is annotated as sigma factor binding protein 1, chloroplastic-like. NCBI's taxonomy places the organism in Eukaryota, Viridiplantae, Streptophyta, Magnoliopsida, Proteales, Nelumbonaceae. The record is from RefSeq and is a predicted model, not a curated record.
UCUCUCAUUUCUCGCCGGCUCCCAUUUACUCCAUCCAAACAACCCGCUCCUUCUCUCUCUCUUCUCUUUUCUUUCCCAGAAACUACCGAAACCACCUCAAAAACUACCUCCGUACUGCUUUAAAUCCGCCCACCUUUCUCCCCAUCUGGUUUUCCUUUAUGUAGAUUGUAGAACACAGACCCAUCAGCAGUCGCCAGUUCCUUCAUCUGUAGAAAUGGAUAAGCUGAGUGUUCAGCAGAAGAAGGCCGCUAAACAGGCCAAAUCAAAGAAGAAACCAAUCAAAGUUGUGUACAUCUCAAACCCCAUGAAGGUCAAGACCAGUGCAUCAGAGUUUAGGGCUCUAGUGCAAGAGCUCACCGGCAGAGACUCCGACCUGACUGACACCGUCGCUAGAUUCUCCGACACCGACAGUGUUCAGAGGGUACCAGAUCAACCCAUUAAGAUUACCAAUGAAGGUGUAGCGGAAGUCCCCAGGGUAGACGCCUAUCAAGAGUCCCCGGCGGCGAGCUCCGAUUCUUUGCUGGAGCCUUUUGAUGAUGUUUUCACCCCUCAGAUGCUAGAGAAUUUUGUGGGGUUCCUGCCUCCUUGUUUGUUCACUGAAUUCCCUCAGGUAGAUUUCUUCAGAAGCCUUGAUGCAAUGUAAAUAUUUUCAGCGUCCUUCAGUUGGGGAGUUCUAUAUUUCUCUUUGUUAAUCAACUCGAGUAUAUGUACUUAACCAUUUUCCUUUCUGAUCUUAUAUAUACUUGUUAUAGUCCAUGAAUACUUGAAGGGUUGAGCUAAGUUGGUUUUCCACCAACAGAAAAGGGAAAAAAAAUAAGGUUCUAGUCUA